This is a messenger RNA of Equus quagga, 2901 nucleotides long. It is a transcript of the gene CIBAR2, whose product is annotated as CBY1 interacting BAR domain containing 2. The record is from RefSeq and is a predicted model, not a curated record. NCBI's taxonomy places the organism in Eukaryota, Metazoa, Chordata, Mammalia, Perissodactyla, Equidae. The coding region runs from base 111 to 980 and encodes 289 amino acids. Gene Ontology annotation, biological process: cilium assembly. The transcript is spliced from 11 exons. Gene Ontology annotation, cellular component: ciliary basal body; ciliary transition zone.
CCCAGACCACACAGCUGUGCCCAUCCCUGCCCGGCUUCUCCUGGGCCUGUGGGACCCCUGGGGCCCCUCGUUGCUCCCCGAGACCCGGACAGCCGGCGCCUCUCGUCACAAUGAACAUUGUUCUCUCCAGGGACAGCCAGGUGCGGGGCAUGGAGAACACGGUGACCAACGCCGAGAAGUACUUCGGCCAGUUCUGCUCGCUGCUGGCCGCCUACACCCGCAAGACGGCCCGGCUGCGGGACAAGGCCGACCAGCUGGUCAGACAGCUUGUCGACUUCGCCAACACCGAGACCCCCGAGCUGCGGGCCGCCGUGAGGAGCUUCGCUGAGGACCUGGCCAAAGUGCAGGAUUACCGACAGGCCGAGGUCGAGAGGCUGGAGACCAAGGUCGUCACCCCCCUGAAGCUCUAUGGGGCGCAGAUAAAGCAGACCCGGGCCGAGAUCAAGAAAUUCAAACGCGUCCGGAAUAACGAGAUCAAACAACUGGAAAAGCUGGAGAAACUGAGGCAGAAGUCGCCCUCGGACAGGCAAAUGAUCUCCCAGGCAGAGACCAGGGUGCAGAGGGCCUCAGUGGACGCCAGCCGCACCACCCAGCAGCUAGAGGAAACGAUCGACACCUUCCAGAAGCAGAAGCUGAAGGACCUACAGAAAAUUUUCUCAGACUUCAUAACCAUCGAGAUGGUCUUCCACGCCAAAGCGGUGGAGGUGUAUUCCAGCGCCUUCCAGGCCCUGGAGAGCUACGACCUGGAGAGAGACCUGGAGGAUUUUAGAGCCAAGAUGCGUGGAGUCUAUGGGCUGUACGACCCUCGGCCGCUCACGGACACCGCGCCCUCCCUAGCCAGCCUGGGGUCUCUCGCCGGCCAGAGUGCUGAGAGCCCCAUACGGAACCAGAGAAAAGAAGAGGAGGCGAGUGAGGACAACUCUACCGACGAGGACCCCGUGGAGGACCUCAGGGGACAGAGGCAGGGACUCCACCAAUAGGACGAGAACCCCCCAGUCGGAAAAAUGGGGCUGGAUGCUGGGGGCGGGGGGUGGCUCCGCUGUGUGCCCUCGGGAGAGGCACUUGCCCUGUGAGCCUCAUCUCCUCAUCCGGACGACCGGGACAACACCGCUGGCCGCCCAGCCACUGAGGACAAACCCACUCCACUGCUCCCAGGGCAGCCUGUGCAGACGUCUCCUGCGGGAGGCAGGCGGGCACCCGCUGACUCCACGACAUUGAACACAACUGCGAAACAGCUUUGAUUUCAGCACGGUUCUGAGGUCUUCAACCUUGAAACUUUCUCAGCCUUAAAAUACGGUUUGUGGAACAUCACCUAGCGGGACCCAAGAUCACAGGACCGUGACGCGGGGGACACCGGCACCCCGACGCACCCCUGGCCGCUAACGGCCACGUCUGGAUGUGGCGAUGGCACGUUCAGGUCCAAGACGAACGGGUGAAAGAGAAACCAGGACGAGUGUGGGGGGCCCCGUGGGAUGUCCCAGCAGAGGCCGCAGCUUCCAACAAAGGCGGCACAUCGACCAAGCGCCAACACUUAUGUUAUCUAAGGGACACGCCUGGCGGUUGCAGUUCCAGCAUCUCUAGCCGUCAAAUGUUCGGCUUGUCUUUCUCAAGGCGCCCACCGGAAGCGAGGUUUGCUUGUGACCUCGCUGGGCUCCGGGACAGGAGAGAGGUCGGGACCCCUCCCGGAUUGAGCCUCACUCCCGACGGCGAGCCCUCCUUGCUGUGGACCCCUGGGGGAGAUGCACCCACUGCAUAUGUCUCCCUUCUCUUCUCACGACACAUCGUCCGGGGCCAGGAGGGGACAGGCAUGGUCUCCCAAUUCCAGGAUGUGCCAGCGGGCCAAAGAGGGUUUGCCAACGGAGACCUGUUUCUUGUUAAAGUGCAGACACUUUCGGGGUACCCGGGCGAGCUCCAGCUGGCCACUCACUCUGGGCCGACUGUGCCCUGUGGAAGCCCAGAGUCGGCAGGUCGAGUGAGGAUCUGGGUUCAACCCCCACUGCACGGAUGGCCUGCCGGAGUGUGUGCACGGAAGUGAUGGGAAGAUGGGCAAACCCAGACCAGCCUCACUCUCUCCUGGAGAUGACAAGCGUCUCCCUUUGCAACAGUCCUGGGAGUACUGCCCCACGGAAGUCUCGGGGACACCUGAGUCCCCUGGACACGGUGAGGGUGGGGUUACAGCCUUGAGCUCUUCACUCAUCUCACUGCUCGGAGCUUAGACAGACAGGCUGACUCGAGACACGGGCCAGCACCAGGCUCCCAGGGAACGAGGCAUCGGCCCCCUGGAGACACCCGUCCCAUCCAUUCCCGAGAAGUACAGGGCACGAGGCCCGGGGACAGCAGGGGAGGCCGAGGUGCAGGAUAGGGCCCCGCGUGAGCCCACCCCAGAAGAUGGUCCUUGUGUUGAGGGUAGUCGCUGGGUGUGAACAAUCUGGAAAUGACUCAGCCAUUUGCUUUCUGGCAAAACAACACAUUCCUAUUCCUGGCCACACGGUGACAAGGACAUACCGGGACGUGUGGCCUGUGUGGCUCAAGCAGGCCCUGGCUCUGUCUGAGGUCUGCACACUGUACGGCAGUCAGUUGGGGGCACUUCCCGCCAAUGCACUUCCCUUUGCCCUGAGACUCAGCGGAAAGCUUCCCCAGUGAGACUCAGCCUCAAGAACCAGAAAAAGGAAUCAAGGAUUUACAGGUGAACUGGGUGGGACUGAGCCCUCUGAGCAAACGCUUCAGGAGAACGAGGAGGCUGGUGGGGGCCCGAGGGAGCGAGACCCCACCCGCAGCCUUGCCUCCGGCUGAGGAAGGGGAGAGGAGACACUGGCCGAGACCACAGGCCGGGCGGGCCCAGGGGGCUGCUCCGCCGCUCCCCAAGGUUGGGGCUGGGCCUCGCUGCCCUCCUGCCUUCUC